GCGGGGGAGGGAGGGGGGCCGGUCCGCGACGACUCCUUGGACGGCGUUUCUCCUCCGAGCGGCGCCGGUUUCGGCUUUGGGGGGGGCGGGGGUACAGCCCAUCCAUGACCAUGGGCGACAAGAAGAGCCCGACCAGGCCGAAGAGACAAGCGAAACCUGCCGCAGACGAGGGCUUUUGGGAUUGUAGUGUCUGCACCUUCAGAAACAGCGCGGAAGCCUUUAAAUGCAGCAUCUGCGAUGUGAGGAAAGGCACCUCCACCAGAAAACCUCGGAUCAAUUCUCAGCUGGUGGCACAACAAGUGGCACAACAGUAUGCCACUCCACCACCCCCUAAAAAGGAGAAGAAGGAGAAAGUUGAAAAGCAAGACAAAGAGAAACCUGAGAAAGAUAAGGAAAUUAGUCCUAGUGUUACCAAGAAAAAUACCAACAAGAAAACAAAACCAAAGUCUGAUAUUCUGAAAGAUCCUCCUAGCGAAGCAAACAGUAUACAGUCUGCAAAUGCUACAACAAAGACCAGUGAAACGAAUCACACCUCAAGGCCCCGGCUGAAAAACGUGGACAGGAGCACCGCACAGCAGUUGGCAGUAACUGUGGGCAACGUCACCGUCAUUAUCACAGACUUUAAGGAAAAGACUCGCUCCUCCUCGACAUCCUCAUCCACAGUGACCUCCAGUGCAGGGUCAGAACAGCAGAACCAGAGCAGCUCGGGAUCGGAGAGCACAGACAAGGGCUCCUCCCGUUCCUCCACGCCAAAGGGCGACAUGUCAGCAGUAAAUGAUGAAUCUUUCUGAAAUUGCACAUGGAAUUGUGAAAACUAUGAAUCAGGGUAUGAAAUUCAAAUCCUCCACCUGCCCAUGCUGCUUGCACCCCUGGAGAAUCUUCUGUGGACAUCGACCUCUUAGUGAUGCUGCCAGGAUGAUUUCUGCUUGCCAUGGGCAUCUGGCCACCAAGGAAUUUCGCACCCUGACGAUUACUCUUGACACUUUUAUGUAUUCCAUUGUUUUAUAUGAUUUUCCUAACAAUCAUUUAUAAUUGGAUGUGCUCCUGAAUCUACUUUUUAUAAAAAAAAAAAAAUCUGCUGUGCACAAUUUUCCAUGUACAUUACAACUGGUUUUUUGUUUUUGUUUUGUUGGGGGGUGGGCUGGGAGGGGGAGGGAACUUUUAUUUAUUGUGUUCACAAACUCCAUCCUUUCAGCAUAUCCUUUUAAGUUUAGUUCUUUCUUCCAGUUAUACUAUGUACUAUCAGUUUUGAUAUAACUAUAUAUAUAUAAAUAUAAAAUUAUAUAUAAAGGGUUAUUUGAAACCAAUCCAUGGCAACGCUGGUGCUUGAUACACUGUGAAGUGAAUACAACAUUGAACAGUUACAGAUCUGGGACAGUCCCUUCUAUGAAAGAGCUGAAAUUAAAUUAAAAUCAGUCUUACAUGAAGUAUGUUCCAACCCACGUGGGAACUUGAGUCUCUCAUCUGUCUAAAGAGUACUGGACGAUAUAAAAAUAUAUAUUUUUUAACAAUGUGAUCUCAAAUUUAAAGACUGCUCCAGAUAGCCUGCAUUUGCAAUGGAAUGAACUGACAAAUCACAAGUGGUUUAGUUGGGAGAGCUUUGAUGGUUCAAAAUAACUAAACUAGCUCCAGAAUGCCAAGUAUUCGUGUAAAUUACGGUUACAUGUUAACAUUGCUGUUCUUACGUAAGCACUCAUGAAAAUAUGGUAUUCUGUAGCUUGAAUUCCAUCCAUUUUCCAGGCCUCUACUCAUGUCUGAGGUAAAUCUAUAAAUUGUCUCUUAGUUUUAGGAUUAAAACCGUCUGAACUGUCUUUUUGGUCCAUACGAGAAGCAAAUCCCUGUGUCCACUUGGCACGUGCCGUGGCAGGGGUGGUUUUUGUAGUUGAACCCCUCAUUUCCCUCCCCACCCAGUUCAGUUGGGAGAGUUCUUUUUCUUAGAACCAAGGUUCUCAGCCACACCUCCAGUCCCCACGUGGAGCUCUUCCCUGUUGGGGGACGUUUCUCAGCUCCCUGCGGUGGGAGGAACCGGGUAUGGUCUGAGCUCCAGCAGCCAGAGGUGCCUGGAGAGCUCUUACUUCCUGCGAGUGUGUGAGCUUUUCUUCCUCAACGCAAAGAUAGCUGGAGUAAACUCUCUUUUACAGUUUCCUCCUUUUUUUUUUGUUUUUUGUCUUGCAAAAAUAAUAAAACAAAACCACUAAUUUGACUCCACCCUUCUCAUUUUUAGAAUGUUUUGUUUUGUUUGGCUUUGUUUGGAUUUAGGGUCUCUUCUGUUUGACUCUUAAACAUUGGCAUUGGCAGAAUUCCUAGACUUCAGGGGCGUUUCAUUGACGGGUGGGAACUUGGCGUUCCCUUCCUUUAUUUGAUCGUACUGUAGGGACUCACGGGAGGGCAGCUGAUUUGUGAUGAAGCACCACGUUUUGGUGUGAGAAACCUGGCUUCCUUAAGAAUAGAAGUAUCUUCUGUGUGUGGAGGCAACGAGUAAAAAAAAAAUUAACAGCUUGAUUUGAGUAGCCAACAGGAAAGGUUCCUUUCACAUUUACAUUAAAACUAUUCUAUAGUCACCAAUGUACCAUAAUUUAAAUUCUCUUCUCAAAGGUGUAGAUUAUAAAGCAGUGCCAUUUGUUGCUGUGGUCCUAUUCUCAAAUGCAUGGACAAUGUUCCCCUCUUUUUAAAAUAGUGCUUGUAUUUGGGAUGCAAACUAUGCUUAUCUUUUUGAAUACAUUUGUAAAGUAUUUAUUAACGAACCAAAGGAAAUCGGAUGCUUUCUGUAAGCAUCAGAAUAUAUAAUACAUAGUGAUUUGACUAUGAAUUUUAAAUCCACAUUUUAAUAUUAGUGGGAUAUUGCAAAGACAUUCCUUCUAAACUUUUAAUAUUCCUUUUAUUAAGGGUCUCAGGGAGGGUAAAUUAGUCAGCCAUAUUUAUUUUCCAGAGAUGUAAGGAAUUGCUAAGUUUUUAAAUUAACUUUUUAAAAAAAUUUAAAUGCCACCAAACUCACAUGGGUUGCACUGCUUUUUGAACCAGUAAGUGUUGCUAUGCACUUUGUUCAGAGACACUGUGUACUUUUUCAAAAUUAGUUUCAUGUAAAGUGAUUGGACCCCUAGAUUAGUGGAAAAAGCUGAUUAACCAGCUACUCAUAGGCUGCUAAUUAAUUCAUUGCCAAUGUCUUGGUUUUUCAGUUUUGCCUCCGUGAGAAAUUAAAGAAUAAAUUAAAGAGUUGGGGAGGGUGUGAAGGAAGGAAGAAUUGCUUUAGAACAGGAGAGAUGAAAUUGCCCUUUUGAUAGAAACUGCAGCUGACCGUGGGACUUCUCAGCAACCGGGCGUUCAUGGGCCGGACCUUUAGCUGCUGUUGUGUAUUCUGUUGAGUAGUGAGGUGGUAGGUACUUUAGACUUAGUUUCUGAAAUUGCUGACAUCCCUCAGGCAUUCAUUCUGGAGAUGGAAUUCCUGUACCUUCCUGCAUUUGCAGCCUGCCCUACGAUUAGUAGGCAGCGCGUAAAAACACUAGUGUAGAUUAUAAAGAUGUAUGUUAAAAGAGGACCAGAAAUACUUGGUAUUCAGUGGCACCGUAAGCAGGUUAUAAAAACAAAACAAAAAAACAAAAGCACAGUGUUACGCUUGCAAGUUUCCAUUUGUUUUAAUACCACACGAUCUUUCACACCCGUGCGUGCGCACACACAGAGCUUACCUGACUUGCUCUGCUUGAGUCAUGCAGUUAAAAAAAAAGUUAAAGAUGUCUUGACACCCACAAAAUAUUUUAAUCAAAACCUUUCAGUUUCAAUCUGGAUAUUUAGAAACAUUGGCAGAAGCUUCUGUGAGUUUAGUUCCACUAAGAUGUUUCACCUGCCUUAUCAAGACCAUUCUCAGUCUACUUUUUUAAGCUACCAUAUCUUAAAUUAUUGAAAAUUUAUUAAUUGCUGAAUAUAUAAUAACCUUUGCUUGUAUGUAACCGAAAAUGGUUUAAGAGCCAACAUUUAGAGUAUGACAAUGGAGCUGAACAGUUUUUAAUGCGCAAGCAGUUCUGUUCUUGUGUAUGACUUGUAACCUUAAUUUACUGUGUAAAGAUGGUUACAUUAUUUCCUUAGCUUUGUUUGUUGGAGACAAAUAGAGAAUGCUUGUUAAGUAUGUCAAAACAUAAUCUUAUCUUGUGAAUUUUUGUUAAUGUAUUAUACGAGCUAUAUUUUUCAUUUGCCCAGAAAGACAGCUUGUAUAACGCUUUGGGAAGUUCCUGCUCUGUGAUGUCUUUAGAGCUGACAGUCUGUUAGGUUUGGUUUUUCUUCAUGCUAAAGUGUCCGUUGGUGGUUUUGUGAACUGGUCAGAAAUUCACAGGUCUUAAAUGUUUUGGGGAAAUUUAUAUUGGACACUGCUCUUUGUCUAGCAAAUAAAAGAUGUUAAUAUAUUCCUGUUACUGGCAUGUGCACGACUAUGUUAUUAGAAGCCACUUUAUCAUUUUCCUGCUUUAAAUAGAAAUGUCUAUUUAUGAAUUCUGCUUGUAGUUUUUUCACAAAUAAAAUAGUAAAAUUUACAUUGAAAUCUU
Messenger RNA from Equus caballus (horse), 4532 nucleotides. It is a transcript of the gene RYBP, whose product is annotated as RING1 and YY1 binding protein. The record is from RefSeq and is a predicted model, not a curated record. NCBI's taxonomy places the organism in Eukaryota, Metazoa, Chordata, Mammalia, Perissodactyla, Equidae. Gene Ontology annotation, cellular component: nucleus. Gene Ontology annotation, biological process: positive regulation of DNA-templated transcription. Gene Ontology annotation, molecular function: DNA binding; transcription coregulator activity.